Molecule: messenger RNA, 1008 nt
Organism: Cyphellophora attinorum
Lineage: Eukaryota; Fungi; Ascomycota; Eurotiomycetes; Chaetothyriales; Cyphellophoraceae
Product: ER lumen protein-retaining receptor
Exons: 5
Coding region: 1-1008 (335 amino acids)
Biological process (GO): protein retention in ER lumen; endoplasmic reticulum to Golgi vesicle-mediated transport
Cellular component (GO): endoplasmic reticulum; cis-Golgi network; membrane
Molecular function (GO): ER lumen protein retrieval receptor activity
Source: RefSeq, a predicted model, not a curated record
AUGAAUAUCUUCAGGAUUCUCGCGGACUUGUCGCAUUUGGCGUCGAUAGUCAUCCUCCUCCACAAAAUGCGCGCAUCGGGGUCCUGCAGCGGCAUAUCAUUCAAGUCCCAAGCACUUUACUUCUUCGUCUACGUAACGCGGUACCUUGACAUAUUCUGGACCUUCACCGACUCCGCCUGGAACACAAUCUUCAAACUCCUCUACCUCGCCUCCUCCGGCUACACGCUGCACUUGAUGCUCAACGACUACCGCCCGACCCACGACCCGCAACUCGACACCUUCAAAGUCUCGUAUCUCCUCGCCGGCAGCGGCGUGCUAGCGCUCAUCUGGCCGGUCAAAUACAAUCCCACAGAGCUACUCUGGGCGUUUUCCAUCUGGCUGGAGAGUGUCGCGAUUCUGCCGCAGUUGUUCAUGCUGCAAAGAACGGGCGAGGCCGAGACAAUAACUACACACUACCUGGCGGCGCUGGGGUUGUAUCGCGCGUUGUAUAUUCCGAAUUGGGUGUGGCGGUAUGCGACGGAGGGAUGGUUGGAGCCCAGGAGUCUCAUCGCGGGGAUCGUGCAGACGGUGCUGUACAGUGAUUUCUUUUGGGUUUACUAUACGAACCCAGCCAAUUGGUCCAAGACUCCUACCGCGCUCAAACUAGCGAAGAGGAAGAAGCGGACAAGCAACCCCGAGCACGAAGCACUCAUGGAGGCCGCGAAGAGAAUGAUCGAGUCCGAUACGUACGACCCUACGCAGGAAGAGGCGAGUUUGAGGGUAAUCAGCCGUGCGACUGCUCGCGAGGAACGACGAAAUGAGCGAAACGAAAGAAUCGCCCGUGCGACUGCUCGCGAGGAACGACGAAAUGAGCGGAUUCGCCGGGCCAGCGAGAACGAUGUUGAGGCUGUGUCGCCGAAGAGGAAGAUAUCAAAGCUUCUUGACGCUGUAUUCUUGCGGCGAGAGCUCGGGCUUGUGAGCGAGAGUCCGGACGCCGAGGGUACGCGGACGGCUGCGCAGGCCAGCUGA